Molecule: messenger RNA, 1149 nt
Organism: Lachancea lanzarotensis
Lineage: Eukaryota; Fungi; Ascomycota; Saccharomycetes; Saccharomycetales; Saccharomycetaceae
Gene: HGH1
Product: LALA0S06e03048g1_1
Exons: 1
Coding region: 1-1149 (382 amino acids)
Source: RefSeq, a predicted model, not a curated record
AUGCCUACUCAACUGGAAGAAUUGGUGUCUUUUUUACACUCUGCACAGCCAGCUGUGAGACAAAUAGCCCUGGAUAAUGUGGUGGGAUUCAGCACCGGUGCCAACGCUGCAAUUUUCAAAUACGACAAUUACAGGGCGAUUAAGGACCUGAAAGAACUGGCGAGGGAAAAUUCAAGACUUCUGGUUCAGCAGUCUGUUACUAUUUUGGCGAACUUGUGCGAUGAUCCAACGAUGAGACGAUUGAUUGCGGAUGAUGGCGAUUUUGUCGAGUUCUUGACGUGGAAAAUCUGUGACCUGAACAAUUCAAGUGCUGAUAUUAUGUGUAUCCUGCUAACUAACCUGGCCAAGGAAGAAUGCAUAACCCGUAUAUUUAGUUUGGGCAAAAAAAAUGCAGGUGAAGCCGGCUUAGACACAAACGUUUUCAAGAGUGGCAUGGUCAUGGACUGUCUAAUGGACUGUUUUGUGAAAGGUCCCGACAGAUCAUUGAACAAGUUUGCGAAUUAUGACUAUUUGGCGUACUUUUUCGCGGAUAUCUCGAGAUUCCGUGUGGGAAGAGAAUAUUUUAUCCAGAAACAAGACUACGACGGCGUUGUACCUGUAUCAAAGCUUCUGGUAUUUACCGAAAAGUUUGACUCAAAAACCAGACGUGAGGGUGUAGCCUCCACAAUCAAAAACUCUCUUUUCGAUUCUGAAAAGCAUGAAGAAUUGUUAACGAACGAAAAUAUUAACUUGCUACCGUACAUCCUUUUACCGAUUUCUAGCGCGAAGGACUCCGAAAUAGAUGACGAGGAUAUGUUCAAGCUACCGGAUGAGCUACAACUUCUUCCGGAGGACAAAAAAAGAGACCCUGUACCUGAAAUUAUAUGUGUUCAUUUGGAGAGUAUUUUGCUGUUGUGUACCACCAAGAGUGGCAGAGCUUACCUCAGAGAGAAAUCGGUUUAUCCUCUUAUUAGAGAACUCGAAAAAAACGUCGACAAUAAUGAAAUUAGCGAGCUCUGCGAUCGUGUCGUCAACAUGCUCAUGAGGGGCGAAAUUGGGAAUGAUCAAGUCGAAGAACUGCCCGCUAAAAACGCAGAAGAUGCUGAAGAGGACGAAGACAAAGAAAGCGAGGAUGAAGAUGACGAUGACGCAAUUGUAGAGGUUGCAUAA